This is a messenger RNA of Rhipicephalus sanguineus (brown dog tick), 949 nucleotides long. Its product is annotated as acanthoscurrin-1-like. The transcript has 2 exons. NCBI's taxonomy places the organism in Eukaryota, Metazoa, Arthropoda, Arachnida, Ixodida, Ixodidae. The record is from RefSeq and is a predicted model, not a curated record. Bases 33 to 434 code for a protein of 133 amino acids.
UCGACAGCUGUGGCUACAAGGGGUCACCGGCCAUGAAUGCUCUCGUGAUUUUGACGGCUUCGCUGGUCGCCAGCGCAUUCGCUGGAAACCUUGGCGGUGGAGCCGGCGUCUUGGGACCGGCUGGAGCAGGGCCCGGAGGCCCGGUGCUCAACGGAGGUGGCGUUGGCCUCGGUCCUGGGCUUGGUGUUGCCGGUGGUGGCCUCGGUGAUGGUCUUGGAGGGGCUCUAGCAGCAGGUCUAGGAGGAGGCCUUGGCGGACCUCUUCGGCGCGGUUCUCGGUGGUGGCGUGGGAGGCUUGGCAGGCCCUCCCGUGUCCACAGGUCCCGUGUCCGUCGGCGCCCCCGUGGCCGUAAGCCGGACAGUGUCCAUACCAGCGCCGGUGGCGACGCCCGUGGCGACAGUAUCUUUCCUGAAGCAGCCCGUGAUACAUCUUAAGUACAUCACGAAGCCAGUAGUGAGCUACGUACGGCAGCCGGUGGCCACCGUCCAUCACGCCAUUAGACCCGUGGUGCAUGUCACACAUGCCGUGGCUGCACCGGCUAUCGCGGCCACUCCAGCUGUGGCUGCUGCACCGGUCGUGCUUGGGGGAUUGGGCGGACCGGCUUUCGUCGGUGGACUUGGUGGCGUCGGCCUAGGAGGUCUUGGAGGAGUGGGCCUGGCGGGUACAGGCCUCGGCGGCGUCGGCCUCGGCAACGCAGGUCUCGGAGGCCUAGGUCUUGGAGGCCUAGGGCUAGGUGGCGGAGGUCUGGGUCUCGGAGGUGGAGUCGGUGGCGUCGGAAAUGGAGUGGUGGUCAAGGCCAAGCAUCUGAAAUCUUAAUAGUCUGCGGAAAGCACAAAUGCAAGUGAUCUGGUCCCGGGUCGGUGCGUUUCGAAAAGACCGGACUGUUGCUGGGUCUUCCGCUGGUCGUGUCGAACAACUUUAGUGAUUCGCUACGGUUAUAAUAACGAAU